UGGGGUACCGCACUCCCAUGCAACACCACAGUGCAAGUGUCUUGGUGCAUGAGGCACGUUUGAAAGCGACGAUUCUCUCUCAUUGAUGACUUGAGUUGGAGAACUCUCUGGAAUCAAAGUCAAUUAGGACGGUGAGAUGACUCGGAUGAUUACCGAGGAAAUUCGAAACUUCUCUCGACUUUGUGCGCCGAAUGCAGUAGCCAGGUAGUGCGCUGGAAUCGAAGAGGCCACAUGGAUAGCGAAUCCCCGAGUCGAUGACCUCUCGUCUUCGAUUCGAGAGACCCGAGCUUCGUCCCCCGAAGUGUUGUGCUUGCGAUGUGAUUUUACGUGGGUUCCAACAACGCUCUCUUUUGUGCAAUGCCUCGCUUCAGAUGGUCGCAAGAUCAGUUGGUCGUAUUGGAGAAUCAAUUCCGAGUGUCUCGUUGCAUCGGAUCAGAGCUGCGCCAGACACUCGCAGCAAGAUUGGGUGCGCAACCGUCACAAGUUGCGAACUGGUUCCUGAAUCGAAGAGUGAGGGAGAGACGUGCGCAUAGUGAGUCAAGGCGCCCUGCCCUGCAGCCCCUCCGCGAUCGUGAAAGAGGUGUCGAAUAUAGAGAAGAGUCGGAUUCCAGUAGCAGUCACGCGGAGAGCGUGGACACAGUCGUCAGAAGCGAUCCCGUUAUUGCCAUCAAACAUUCAAAACGUUCGAAUGUUCGAAACGCCCUCCCAGCAGCUGGUUCUCAUUUCGAACUGCACGAGCCCUCGGAACGUGGCUCUCCUGAAGAUUUGAGCAACGAACAAUUUUUUAUGGAAAUCCGAUCGGAACAAGGAACGAAACAGCUAUCGCAAUCGGUCGGGGGAAGUGAAAAUCGAAUCAUGAUCGGCCAUGACUAUCGGGGCUUCGAAGAGGAGAGGGUCUGGAGCAAUUACAUAACGGAUUUGAUCCUCGACAUGGAAAACGAUUAUGGAAGCCCAUACAUUAUAGACGAGAACACUCCGCCGCCGAAUCAAGAUCAAAGAUCAAACUCUGUUUUUCUAGUUAAAAGGACAGUUGACAAGAACGCGGCCCUAGAGAACAUUCUGCGUUUUCUUCACGAAUGAAACGCGGGUCUGCGCAGACUUAGGGAUAGGUACCACGGAAUAGAAACUAGGUACCACGGAAAGAUAAGCUCAGAACUCGAGCGGGUAAUCGCUACUCGCAAGCUAAUAAAAUAAUGCAC
This is a messenger RNA of Galendromus occidentalis (western predatory mite), 1199 nucleotides long. Its product is annotated as homeobox-leucine zipper protein ATHB-23. Gene Ontology annotation, molecular function: DNA binding. The record is from RefSeq and is a predicted model, not a curated record. The transcript is spliced from 2 exons. The coding region runs from base 358 to 1080 and encodes 240 amino acids. Lineage: Eukaryota; Metazoa; Arthropoda; Arachnida; Mesostigmata; Phytoseiidae.